ACUUUUACCACGUGUAAACCUACGCCUACUUAAAGAUGGCCGUCAGUUAUCAGGGACAGUCAUUGCCUCUUGGAGACAGUGAUGUUGAGAGCGAGGAGGAAUACGCCGUGGCCCCCCAAGAGGAAGAGGAUACAGAGGAGCAAAAGAAGAUGAAGGAGCUCGUCACUGCAAUCAAGAACGGUUUUAUUAAAAAAGUUCGUGAGAUCCUAAACGAGCCAAUAUCAGACGACCUCAUUCAGGGGCGUGACCAAGAAGGCCACUCCCCUCUUCACUGGGCUGCCCUCGGAGGUUACAACGAGAUAUGCGAGCUUCUAAUGGAGAGGGGGGCACCCAUUAAUGAACACAGCGACAACGACUACGGACCACGACCUAUUCACUGGGCCUGUGUCCAUGGUAACGUGGUCACCGUCGACCUCUUCCUUGAAAAAGGUGUCCAUAUUGACACGUCAGAUCUUAAUGGUUGCUCUCCGUUGCUCAUCGCUGCCCAGUACGGUCAGUCUUUGGUACUGAGUUACCUCUUACAAAAAGGAGCUAAUAAGUUUCAUGUUGAUAUUAACGGAGAUACUGCGUUACAUUGGGCCGCUUUUAAAGGUUUUCCUGAAAUCGUAUUCUUAUUACUAAAUGCUGGUUUGGAUCCUAAACAGAAAGAUUCUUAUGCUCAAACUCCAAUGCAUUCUGCUUGUAUCAAAGGCGACAUCCAAGUUGCCGAAAUGUUACUGGAACAUGGUGCUUCAAUAGAUGACGUUGAUAAUAAUGAGAAGACCCCAAGGAUGCUUGCAAUCAAGAGGAGACAUCAUCGAUUAGUCCAGCUGCUAGAUGGAAGGGACAUUCCUACGCAAUUAUGGGAUUGGAAGACUUGGGUAUUUGGUCCGCCAUCUCGUCAAAGGGUUUCCGUCACUUUUUUUGUCUGUGCCAUUCUGUUUUGGGGCUACCCUAUGUAUUAUUGGAAAGUUGUUCCCCUUACAUUUGAGACCUCACCGACCCUACACCACUCCUUUAUUAUCGGUAACAUACUACUAUGGAUAUUCUUUGUUUGGCUCAAACUGAGUAACCCUGGCUUUAUCAAACCUAAUAUAGAAGCAUUUGAACGAGCGCAGAAACUAGUUGGUGAUCCUACCUCUUGGGGUGAAUAUAAUGACUUACACAAUCCGGUAUACAACAUGUGUCACACAUGUAAAACCGUUCGACCGAUUCGCUCCAAACACUGCCGCCAGUGCAACAUGUGUGUGGACCAUUUCGACCACCAUUGUCCAUGGAUUGAUAACUGUGUCGGGAUUAAAAACAGAGUCCCGUUCUUUUUCUUUGUCCACAUCAUGCUGUUUGAUGGCUGCUUGACGUACCUAAUGGUGUACCAGGUUCUUAAAGCCGGUCAGGGUGGGUUCUUCGUUUAUAUCGGAAUAAUAAGUCUCAUCUUUUUCAGCUUCCCUGUCAUCAUUAUGUUGGGAUACGUGUGGAUGCUAAUGCUUGUCAAUAUGACUACUAAUGAAAGAGCAAACCAUAAAAGAUACAGACAUUUCCGCGACGUCCACGGUCACUUCCACAAUCCUUUCUCUCGUGGCGUUUUCAUGAAUAUACUAGAGUACUUUAAUAUCGUCGAACCUGCACAUCUUAAGAAAAAACCCACGCAAAGUUUUAUAGCAUGAAAAUACACUGGGAACUUUAUCUAGGUUGAAAUUAUUAUUAUUAUUAUUAUUAUUAUUAUUAUUAUUAUUA
Amphimedon queenslandica is the source of this 1713-nucleotide messenger RNA. RefSeq names its product palmitoyltransferase akr1-like. NCBI's taxonomy places the organism in Eukaryota, Metazoa, Porifera, Demospongiae, Haplosclerida, Niphatidae. Bases 36 to 1643 code for a protein of 535 amino acids. The transcript is spliced from 10 exons. The record is from RefSeq and is a predicted model, not a curated record. Gene Ontology annotation, molecular function: protein binding; palmitoyltransferase activity. Gene Ontology annotation, biological process: protein palmitoylation. Gene Ontology annotation, cellular component: Golgi membrane.